AACCAUCACAGUACGGGAAAUUUAGUUUUUUUUCGUCGUCAGAAUUCGAUAGUGUUCCGAAAAACUUGAACGAUUCCCAAUAUCGGCUAUUUCAGUAGAGUUCACACAUCUGCUUAAAGUGGACAAUAGUUCGCCGCGAUACGUGUUGUGCAUUACCUUAGGGUGUUAUAUCUUAGUGCAUCUUCCGGUUCAAGAAAGACUCUUUUUAGGAUGGCCGCAAGUGCAAAGCCAGAAAACUGGCGAGAUAUUAUAGCAGAACGUCUUCGUGAACGAAACAGAAACGAAACUUCCCGAUACGCGGAUAUUAUUGUCUACAAUAAUCGUCUCUUCGAUGCAGCAGCAAAAUUACGUCAGGAAAACUUGGAACUCAAGAUCGACAAAAAGAUCCGUGACAGCUCCGGUGGUACGGCAGGUGCGGAUUUGGCAGCUAUUACCAACGCUCAAAUUCAAUCACUGGAAAAGAAAAUCCUUGCACAACAGGAAGAACUUACCGAUCUUCAUAAGAGAAAAGGCGAGCACUCGCAGAUGAUAAUCACCUUAAAUCAGAAAUUGACUGAACUACAACGAACGCUGGCCGAAAAGGAACGCAUCCUGGCCGAACAGUUUGCAAUGAAUGUGGCUCUCAAAGAUGAACUGGAAGAGCUCAAAACCUUGCAUGUUACAAUCAAGGAUGAAUCGUUAGCUUCGCAGCUACGCGCCAAUACUGCGGAAGAAAAGCUAAGGGCUGUUCAGGACGAAAAUAACAAACUAUUGGCAUUAUUGAUGGAGUACAAGUCUCGCGAUGCGGAAAUAAUGAAUAAAGAAAAUGACAAAUUUAUCAAAGAAAAGAAAGCUAGAAUCGAAAGUGAACUGGAACGUGCAAUUAGAGACAUACCAGGGCCAUCGUCGCUUGGUGGAAUCGGAUCCGAUAUGGAUCGAUUCGAUUUUGGCUCCGAUGGACCUCCGGAGGGAGUUGAAUUUAAAUUCGAUGCACAUGACGGUGAAGUGAUCGCAGUUCGUUGGAGUCCGGUAGAGCGGGUCGUUGCUACCGGUGGUGCUGAUAGGAAAGUAAAGCUCUGGGAUGUGGGAAAAGGGGUUUGUGAGCCAAGAGGUACUUUGGUUGGAAGUAAUCAGGGCAUCAAUUCGUUAGAAUUUGAUAGCACUGGUUCAUUGAUUCUGGCCGCAUCGAAUGACUUUGCCAGCCGUGUAUGGACCGUCUCGGAUCAACGACUAAGGCACACACUGACCGGACACAGCGGAAAGGUGCUGGCAGCCAAAUUUCUCGGUACAACCUUCCUAGUCACCGGUAGUCACGAUCGCACGCUUAAAAUUUGGGACCUCAAAAAUCGAUCAUGCACAGAAACCAAAUUUGCCGGCUCAAGCUGCAACGAUCUCGUCACGACGGACAGUUUUUCCAUCAUAAGUGGGCAUUUUGACAAAAAGAUUCGCUUCUGGGACACCCGAACGGCGGACUGCACUGCCAACGAUAUUCCACUGCAGGGCAAAAUCACGUCCCUGGACCUUUCCAAGGAUUGUAAGUUCCUACUGUGUUGCGUGAGAGAUGACACCAUCAACCUGUUGGACCUUCGGCAGAAUAAGAUAGUACGGACAUUUCGACACGAUCACUAUAAAGUGGGCUGUGACUGGGCUCGGGUAGCUUUCAGUCCAACCUGCCAACGAAUCGCCGCUGGAUCGGCAGAUGGUUCCGUCUACAUCUGGAACGUAAAUGGUCCGCUGGAGACAGUGUUAAAGGAUCCCAAGUCUGAUCGUGAUUGGUUUUUUCGCAGUGGAAGUGGCGCCGCGGUAACCGCCGUCAGUUGGCACCCAUUCAGCUCCGUCCUGGCGUCGGUGGACCGAGCCAAAAAGUGCACAAUUUGGUCGAACGCUUAGCAAAUCGUCUUUCACAUGGAACUGCAUUCACAUCUUCAUACUACUACAAUAGUGUUCGUUCCAUUUCGUUCUUAUCGGGCUCGUGGAUUUUGAUAUCGAAACAUCACCAUAACGCUACAAAUGAAAGAAGCACGGUGCGUCUGUUUGUGAUGUUUGUCGCUGUAUAUUUGUGCUACGUUGUAUGAACGAGUUCUUUUGUAAAUGUAGCAGAAGGAAUGAAUAGUUGUUUUUCGUUUUAAGGUUCUCGAUAUUAUAUUUUUCUACAGAACUUUUUGCAAAUUCGUCCUUUGAAUUGUUUUACAAAUGUUUUCCACGUUUUCGGCAAAUGAAAAACUGUAUUCCAAAAUUCUACAGUAAUAAAUAUACUCUUUAAA
This is a messenger RNA of Ochlerotatus camptorhynchus, 2243 nucleotides long. It is a transcript of the gene Atg16, whose product is annotated as Autophagy-related 16. Gene Ontology annotation, cellular component: autophagosome membrane. The record is from RefSeq and is a predicted model, not a curated record. NCBI's taxonomy places the organism in Eukaryota, Metazoa, Arthropoda, Insecta, Diptera, Culicidae. Bases 211 to 1869 code for a protein of 552 amino acids. The transcript has 7 exons. Gene Ontology annotation, biological process: autophagosome assembly. Gene Ontology annotation, molecular function: protein binding.